CGGAUUUACCAAGAGCUGAGGAGAGCAGGAGAGAAGGGGAAGUUUGCUACAGAAAGGCUGCGUUUACUUCAUGUGAACAAAAUCGCGAUUUUUCUCUAAAUAUUGGGCUCCCCAAUGGACGAUAUCCAAUCAUGGUGGGAAGUCCCGUGCAUAGCCCAUUUCUGUUCCCUUUUUCGAGCAGCUUUCAACUUACUCGACUUUGACAUUGAGGAAAUUGAGGAAGCUUUACUCACUGAUGGCGCUGAAGACAACGGCAGCUCCCUGCUGCAGGAGCUCAUUGUCCGCCUCCUCUGUGGCUGUGUCCCAAAUGGAAAUGAAAUCACAGUAUCCAAUUACCAAAUGUAUCUUCGACGUCUUUUCAGAAAGAAGUGCAAGGAGUUUGGAAUCACAAAUCCAUUCAAUUCGGACACAGACUUCCAAUUCCUACCAUUGAGGAGAAAGGUAGAAAUACUAUCAUGCCUUUGCGACUUUCGCCUUGAGGGGGAAGACGUUCAAGAUCUGCUGAAGAACUUGGAGGCAGAUAGCUUAAGAGUGGAGCCAUUGGGACAAGAUGCUAGGGGAUCUGCCUACUGGUAUUUUUAUGGCACAAGGCUUUAUAAAGAAACGUUGCCGCUGAAAAGUAGCAAAAAGAAAAAACAGCCAAAGAGCAAAGGCAGACACAGCAGUACUGUGAACAUCAACCCUGACGCUGUCUGGCAAGUAAUUUGCUUCACGGCAGAAGACUGGGAAAAUUUGGCAGACAGCUUAAAAGAUUCUGAUGAUCCUGCUGAGAAAGCCCUACAUUCAACCUUGGAACUGGAUUUUCUUCCAGAAAUCCCACGUUUGUUUGCAGAGAAAGAGAAACUGCAUAUGAAACGUGUAAAGGAAUUUCAACCUAGGCGAACAAGCAGUCGAAUCAACAAGUUGAACAAGCAAAAAGAGGUAGACACGAAACAGGAGGUACCUGUGUCUGAGAGAAAGCAGCCAAAGCAAGAGAAGGCUGCUUCUGCCAGUGCUAAAAGUAAGGGCAGGGCAGCUGACAAAAUUUACACAAGUUCUGAAGAUGAGGAAGACGAAGACGAAGAAAAAGACAAGCUAGUUAAGAAGUUUGUUGAGGAGGACUCAGUCGACUCUAUUGUGAAGCAAGAGUUCGCAAACGAAUCAGAAAAGGAUGAUGGGGAGCCUGUGGAGGAUGAGAGCAAGUCCAAAAAAAGCAGAAAGAACCGUAAGCGGGCUUAUGAAACAUAUGAAACUGAUGAAGAAGAGGAAGCAGAUUUGGAAUCUCCAAAGUUGUCAAAAAAGCUCAGAAGUAAGCAUGACGAUGGAAAGAAGGACAAAAAACACAAGAAUAGUUCUCACAAGAGCCACAAAAAGAAGCUUAAAGUGUCCAGUGGGGUAGAAAGUGCUGACGAACACAAAAAACGUAGCAAGAAAGGCCACUCAAAGGGGUCUAGUGAGAACGAGAGUGUAGAUGAGCACAAGAAAAAGAAGAGAGGCCCAAAGUGCAAGUCGUCGCACGUGGGCAGCAGACAUGGUGUUAAGAGCAAGUACGAUGAGGUCACCAGUGAUCAGUCUGACGAGGAGGAAGUUGUGACUAAGCGGACAACACGAAAAUCUAGUCCAAGCUCUUCUAAAAAGGGAACGUCCGCGUCCGCAGCGCCCGUCGGCAGACAGACAAAUAACUCUCUAGCCUGUGCAACAGGACCAAUUUUCAUUGAAGAGGCUGCUCCUAAAAAGAAGAAGUUACGCAGCUCCGAAGUAUUUGCUCAAUCUGAAGAAGAUUUGCAAACAGGGAUGUACAAGAUUUUAGAGAGGUUAAAGACUCAUCCAGAAGCAUGGCCUUUCCAAGAUGCUGUUGAAGAAGACUAUGCUCCGAAUUAUUACACAAUAGUACGACAUCCCAUGGAUUUGCAGAGGAUGGAGGACAAACUUGACUCUGGCAGAUAUCUCACUUUUGACGAUUUCAAGGCUGAUUUCAAAUUGAUGAUAGCUAACUGUAAAAAAUACAACGGUAGUGAGAAUGAAUACUCUGAAAUGGCAGACAUACUAGAAGCUGCGUUUGAGCGGGCCUCAUGUCGGUAUUUGGAAAAUGAUUUUUCCACUGACGAAGAAGUUGCAAUCGAAUUUAGUAAGAAAAACGCUGAAGCCAACAAACACGAGCAUUCAAAAUCGAAGAGAAAGCUGUCAAAAUCUUCAUCAGUGAAAAGUCCUGAACCUGUAAGAAAAAUAUUUUUCAAAAAGGCUUUUCAAAUUAAAUUUAUAUCAUUUCAGCCUGAGGAAGAAGAAAGGCAUUCUACAAAACACAGGAAGACCAAGAAAAAGGAAAAAAAUGGUGGCAAGAAGAGUCACAGGAAACAUCAUCACAGAAAAUCAUUAGACCGAGAGCGGGAUGACAGUGCAGAGAAAGAUGACAACGAAGAGGCAGAGACUGAUGGUGGAGAGGGUUCAAGCAAAUUUCUUGCACCGCCCGUUGGGCCCUAUGGAAAGCGUCGAGCAGGACCACCCCAGCCACCCAAGGUGGAAACCAAACCGAAGAAAAGUGAAAAGAGAAAGCGAGGUGACUCUGGUGACGACGACGACGAUGACGAGACCUUCAAUGCUAGCGAAAUGGACCGCGAGAACAAGAGUCUCAAGAAGGAAGUCACAAAAUCAAAACCUGUAAACAAAAAGCGAAAGAGCGCACCCAAAAGCGAUGCAGCUAUUGAAGCUUUAGAAAUUGCCACGGAGCAAACUCUGAAGGAUAUUAAUAAGUGGUUGGAUGACACGCCGCGGAUGUCUGAGUUCAGCUCUGCCAGCAACUCGCCUGCUCAUUACAUUGGUUCAGAGGAGUACACUGGAGCGUCAGCAGCCAUCGAGCGCGAGUACCGACGUAGCCUGCGCAUGGACAGUGAGGCCAUGCGACUAAAGAAGCGGCGUCGAGAAAUGCUGGGUGGCAAGGACAAGCGCAAAAGAGACCUGCAGCGUACCAUCGACCGUUUGCAACCCGGCAAGAGCAAGGGCAACCUGAUCGCGAGCAUUCUUAAAGCCAAGGAUGAGCACGCUGAUUCCAGUGUGGUGCCGUCCAUCAAGCCGUUGAAGGAGAGGGUGGCGGCUGCGACAUCCAGCAAAGACGAUGCUGCCCACACCCUCAACCUUGGCUCAGUUCUCACCAACAUUGGAUUUGGAAGUCAUACUUUCAAGGACGAGGCUCCAGAGGAUAAUGAGUCCGAUGAUGAGUGCUUUGAAGAGAAAGUUGAUGAAUCUGAAAAGCAAGAGGAAGCGGCGGAUAGCAAAGAGGACGUGAAAGAGGCUAAAGAAGUUGAUGAAGAGGAACCAACCAAGGUGGACUGCAACAAAGCCACCCCAAAUCUCAGUGCCUGGUUUAAAGCGUUCGGAGCGCCGAAGGCUGCACCUGCGAAGAAAAAGGAGGACUCAACCUUGAGCAAAGCUUCAGAGCCUAAAGUGACGGCUGCUGUGGUGCCCCCGAAGAGCCCCACUCCUCCCGAAGUGGUUGUCCCUCCUACGCAGCGCCAGCGUAACCUGAGCACGGGCAGCAGCAGUAUCUCUGAUAUGUCAUCGCCAUUCAGCCAGGACCCUGAGAUGUCGCCGCGCGACUCGCAGAAGGUUGGCAGCCACUUGUCGCCGCCGAUGGCAUCGCCCACAUCGCCACGCACUCCGUUCAGCAGCCAGGUGCCGGCAAACUACCCCUACAACGGCGGCAUCAAGGUGGGCUUCUACCAGGAGCACAAGACUAGCCCUGAGAAGAGCCCCCGUGACGAGCCGUCGCCCAUGGUGCCGUCGCCUGUGCAAGUAGUAAAGCCGCCGCAGGUCACGCCACCCUACUCGCUGCCUAGCAGGCACUACAAUGAGCCGCAGAUGGCUCACUACACCCAGCCGCAACAGCUGCACCAGCCCUUACCGCCGGUGGUGCUGGAAAAACCACCGCAGGUGUCGCCGCCCGCACCGCCCGUAAUGCAGCAGCCGAGCUUCAAUCAGAGCAGCAUGCUGUACGACAUGUCCAAGCCGUUGACCGAUCAGUACCAGGCCGUGAGCCAGAAGCCCGCGGCGGUGGUACCACCCACGCAGUUACAGCAGCCACCACCGGCCGCGCACUCCAACUCAGCCCCGCUGAUCCCCGACUAUUCCAAGUUUGCGGACUACUCCAAACUCAACUACCCGCAGCCGUCACCAAUGGCGCAAGCUUACAAGGCGCAGGUGUUGCUUCCGCCGCAGGCCGAUCCCAAGGUGCUUCAACAGUACCCGGUUAAGAAACGCAUGGUCUACGCAGCGCCUGAGGAGGAGCGCUUCCCGAUGGAGCUCUACCAGCAGAACCACCAACGGCUUGUGCAGCCUUCGAUGCCCACCUACUUUGACCCAGCACCGCCGCAGGUCUACCCGCCUUACGACCUCUCAGCUAGUAUGCCCAAGGAACCACCGCAGCAGCCGGUGAAGCCAAAACGCGGCCGCAAAAAGGCUGAAAAACCGCCGCCGGAAAAAGAGCCAGCUGCCACCUUUUCCAACUUUCCGCUGGGGGGCUUGAAGCCUCCGCCAGGCGUCGUUCCUGGCAGCGCCUUCAACUUCGGGCCACCGCCUGGCCUGCAUCUAUAUUCGCAGGACUUCAACUACCGCAACUUCAAGCUCAAGUCUCCGCCACCGCAGGCGGCCACGGCGGCCAGUGCGGUGAGCGGCCAGCCGGGAUCGUAUCCCGUGCCAACAUCGGACUCAUUCCACCAGGCGGCCUACUAUCACCACCAGUUCACGCAGGCCGCCUCUCUGGGCACGGCCGUGAGCCAGAGUGCGGCCGCCGCGGCCAACACGCAGGCAGCCGCCGUGGCCUCCCGCUCCGGCUACAUGAUGGAGCAGCAUCACAUGUUCCAGCAGUACUUGCCGCGGGCUGACCACCCCUUGCUGCACCAGGGCUUGUAUGUGCCGCCUCCGGCCGCCUACCACCAUCCCCUUGGCAUCAGGCAACCCUUUGAGCAUAUCACCCGACCUAGCUGGUUGUGAUUGGUGGGCGAGCGGUGGAAGGUUUGGUAGCACCAGUGUGCGCUCGCCGCUCGACCGACUCUCUAUGCUUCGGUUUCCACUCAUGCACGCUUAGGAACUGCAUUUUGAAAUCAUGCUCCAGUUUCUCUUGCCGGUUGAUUUCUUUCUGGGACGUAUUACAGCCACUUGAUUUUAUUUUUCUUUUCACGGCAUGGAAUGCCCCAAUCUUUCUGCCUGCAUCUUACUCUAUUUUCGGUAUCUUGUCUUAAAGAAAAUAAAAUAUUAGCACCAGUAGUAGUAUAAUUCUUUUCUUUUGUUUACACUAAAACGAUUUAAAGAGAGCGUUGCUAAUAGAAGACUGCAGUGUGCGAGAUAAUAGCUGUGUUUGCCUUUCUAAUGGUUUGUUGUCGUUUUCCUUGAAACUUAGCUGUGGUGUACACAAUGUAAAUAAAAAUCGUGUUUUGUCGGAAUGCACGGUUCAUCAUUAGUGAGCAUAUUAUAUUACUAUCACUCCUUGUUAUUCUAUGUAUAUUAUAUACUGUCGAAAAUGUAUAAUUGUACAUGAAUUAUUACCGUUAGAACAUUGAUUUGUUAUUUGUUGAGAAUCUAAAAUUCUUGUACCCUUUUGCUGAAAAUCAAAUAAGUUGACAAUGUUUGCUUGCAAGUCGGUAAGAAUAUGCGGAGACGCAUACUUUGUCCUAGGUAGAUGGUUUGGAGCAUUUGUUGGGUCGUUUCUCUCUAUUGCCCAAUCUGUGAUUUUCUAAGCGUAUCACACCGCACCAAUAUUUGAGGAAGUGUAAGGAUCACAUGCUCGUCAUUUUUUGUCCAAGGCAGGUUGUCAGUCUAUUGCCCGGUUUACUAAGUUAGUGUUGGAGUGGUACGAUUUCAGUUACGCUCUCUAUGCCAGUGCGUAUCUGAUUUGCCAUAUGCUACACCAUGGCUAGUUGAUUAGGUUUGAAUCACCAAAGCAUUUGGCCAAAAUUGAAAUGAAAGUAUUUUUCGCAUGAGUUGUUACAGUUUUAAAAUUUACUUUCACCAAAUGCUCUUAUUAAUUUGGUUUUUCAAAUGACUACCUUGCUAAGGGUUUUUUUUAAAUGUCGGUAUGGGCUUAAUUAUUUUUGUUCGAAAUGAAUACAUAAAAAUGCGACAGGAUUGUCUCAUGUAAUGCGACCAAAUAUAGAAGGUGUUUUGAGAGAACAAAUAAUGUGAAAGUUAUAUAGAUCGGAAAUUUGUAUAUUAGUUAUGGGUUAAAAUUCGUUAUUUAAAUAAUUUGUUACUAAGCACUAAGCUAAAAUUAAAAUAUCAGUACCUUGUGUGAAGUUAAAUUAGGAUAAUUAGGUAACUUAAAAGUAUUAGUCUAAUUGUGGAUAGUAACUUUCUUCUUGGAUAGCUAUUUUAUCUUAAUCACCUACUUAGGACAAAGUAUUGCGACUCAGUAAAAACCAUCCUUAAGAAUCUUUGCAAAUUUAUUUACGUUAGCACUGUAAAAUGAUUUCAUAUGAAAAUAUAUAGAUCUCAAAAAUCGUACUUUACAUUUUCACAAGUAUGCAGAUCGCAUUUUGUCCAUCGCAGUCCCAUGAUGUCACGGUUAUUGGUGUAAAAUUUCUUCUGUCGUUUGGCUGAUGUAGCCACUGUCACACGAUGAAUAUUUUAUAAUGUACAUAAAAUGAUAGUGUUAAUCUAUUUUGUUAUAAAAAGCCAGAAAGGACAAAAAAUCAUCAAAUACACUGAUCGUGAAGUUUCUUCUGAUCCAAUCCGACUCAUCCAGAAUCUCUGUGAAUUGUACCGUGGGAUGCCUCCAAUGCUUAAUCACAAUUAUAACCCACUAUUAUGUGUAUGCGCAUCACAAUAAAAGUUAUUGAAUGACAAUUA
Cloeon dipterum is the source of this 6816-nucleotide messenger RNA. Its product is annotated as bromodomain-containing protein 4A-like. Gene Ontology annotation, cellular component: CERF complex. The transcript has 13 exons. The record is from RefSeq and is a predicted model, not a curated record. Gene Ontology annotation, biological process: chromatin remodeling. Bases 115 to 4965 code for a protein of 1616 amino acids. Lineage: Eukaryota; Metazoa; Arthropoda; Insecta; Ephemeroptera; Baetidae. Gene Ontology annotation, molecular function: protein binding.